AUGGACCUCGAGUCUUGCGAUCCCCACAAGGUUUGUCCGCCUCCUUCGCAUACUUUAAAAAUAAUGCCUGGAUUAUUGUUCCGUUCAGCUUUCGGGCUUGCCGUUCCAGAAAGGACGAUGUUUGCGGAUGUCAUUUAACAGCUUACUGUAAAUACAUUUGAUACUUUCAAAAACCAAUUAUUUUGGAAAUUUAUCAACAAGAAAGAAGAAAAUAACCAGCAUAUCUAUGUGAAGCUUAAAAACUAGAAGUUCUCAGUUCUAAACGUUUUUUCGGAUAGAAAAACAAUCCUGAGGCCGUAUGCAAGAAAACGGUAAACAAACUUACCGCGUUUGCCCAGGAAUGGUAAAUGGCCUAAUAUCGUACAUCAAUUUGAAAAGUUUUCAUAACUCUGUAGGAAAAACUCUUGUAGAACUUUCUUUAGAGAAUAAAUUACUUUGAUUUUUGAGAGCAUAUCUAUUUUACCAUUUUACAAUUUUUUUUAAAAAUCUUACCAUUUUCGGGUGAACCACGGUAGAGGCAUUUACUAUUUUCUCGCAUACGACCUCUGAUUUUUCUGAUUAGAGAAUAUUUGAGUGGAAAUAGUAUUUUCGGAGGAUCUCAGGUUUACGGAGGACCGGCGCCCAACUGCACGGUUCCCUUCACCGUCUUCGAUCACUACACCAACACCUGCGUCUCGGCGGCGCUCAUCCAGUUCGAAGACCAGGUCAGUUCGACUCCUUUUGCUCUCAUGAAACCAAAUCUUCCUGUCUUUUUUUACAUUUCGCGUUUGCAUUACAGGUUACAUAUAGGUUCAUAUUCAAACAUAAAACUGAGCUUCAACUCAGAAACGAAUCAGACUGGCUUUAGAGACAGACUCGCCCUUUUUUGUUUAAAUUUAAGAGAAUUUUAAUAUUUGACUAAAUUUAAGAAUUUUGAAAACUUCGAAGGUCUAUUUGAAACAGAUUUUCUGAAAUAAUCCUUUCGAUGUAUUGCUUUCAUAUUUUCAAUGCAAAUAAUAGAAGAGUAUAUUCGGAAAGAAAGCGUUCGGAUUCAGGAAAACGAACUGAUCAUGAGAAUCAUCUACGGCUACGUCCUGCCGGUGCUCGCCGCAGCGGUCGUCCUCUCCAACAGCAUAGUUAUUCUCGUGCUCAACCAACAAAAGAACGUGAGACUUCCGAAAACUACUCAAUCCACUUCAACAUCCGACUGCUGUGAGUUCAGAAGAGGGCGAGCAUCGAGGCUCUGCUGUGGAUGGCGGUGUCCUCGCUGAUGAUGUCGCUGUCGCCGCUCCCCUUCACCAUCUAUUACUACAACCUCGCACACUACCUCGACUUCAACCAGACACUCUUCCUUUGCAACUUGCAGAAGGUGGGCUAUGAGCUGCUCUCAAACUACUUUAACCUUUCAGGUGUGCAUGGAGGUCUUGCCUUUCUUCUUCAACACUCUCGUCACGCUGUUCACCCUUCUCCUGGGGUCUCAGAGGUGCGAAAUGAGAGAAAAAAAAACGUUCAAUUCUCCUAGAUAUGUCAGAUGAAGAUCUUGAAAGUCAAAGAUUGCAAAAAUCUCAAAUCUUCAUGAAAAAAGAGCUCUCAAAGCCUGAGAAUCCCUUUUCUUUUUUGAAUUUUGAUGUAGUUCUGAACAGGACGAUCGUCAGGCUUAAAAGGAAUUUCAUUAAGCCCGUUUUAAUUUUUAAUGUGACUUGGGUGAAGUGUACUGCAGGACCACCUGUUUCCAGAACAAGAAAAGAUAUACUCAACCUUUGUUUUCUAGUCGAGUUUUAAUGCACUGUUACUUGAAGCUUUAUAACCCGAGUAAAAGACAAAAAUGAGAAAUUUUUUUUUCUACCAUGAAACAUAAAACAAACUAAUCCUUCGAAAAUCGGAAAGUCUCCUCAGAUUCGUCGCGGUGCACUAUCCGCUGGAGUCCCUCCGCUGGUGCACGCAGAGGAUGGUCCGGCGCUAUUCCAAGCUCAUCUUCCUUUUUGCCGUGCUCCUCACCACCCUCCACUCGAUCUUCGACGUCCGUCUCAUCUACCACUUCUGCAUUUUGGUUUUUUCUUGUCCUUACUCUCGCAAGAGCUGGCGCUUUUCCAGCAAGGCGAGGAAUCUUUCUGGGUCGCCCGCUGCUUCAUCGGCCACUCUGCUCUCACCACAGCGAUGGGUGCACAAACUUUUGCAUCUGUUAGUCUAUUUUCAAUUUGGCAGUAUAAUGGAAAUGAACAUAGGCGUAAUGAGACUUUUUUGUAGAUUUUCGACCUUUUCCGAGUUGCUCUCGUCGUGGUACCAAGUGUGCUGCUAUUUAUAGUCACCAUAUUGCUCAUUCAAACGAUCAGAAGCCAUGACGACGUGAAAACGAGGUUUUCUUUCAUAUCUUUACAAGCCUUCAACCAACUAUAUUUGGAGGUUUUUUUUAAAAAGUACACGGUAGUACUUUUGGAUGCGAAUAACAUUUUUUUUCAUUCCGAAGGGCGAAUGUAUGUGAGUUCUUCUUUCAGCUUCGGGGUUAAAAGACACAUCAAGUCGCAGAAGAGUUCGCAAAACACCACCAUCAUGCUCACAGUCAUCAUCGUUCUUUUCAUGGUGGCGAGGUACGCUUUGGCCGUAUCUGAAGAUUUAAACACAACUGACAGAGCUCCUUCUACGAUUCUGAUAGUGAUAGUGCGUGUGCUGGACUACCUUCCAGUGCCAGCCAUCGCCCUCGAGUUCGUACACGACGUCUGGCUGCGGGCCGCCGUCAACAUCACACUCAUCACUCUUCAUCCGAUAACCUUCGCCGUCUAUAUGUUCAUGUCGAGGUUAGUUCGCUCUAAUUGAUUUACUUAUCCCCUUUUCUCUUUGGGCGGUUUCGAGUUUCGCUGCGACGACUUCUGGGUUGGAAGUUUCUGGCGUCGGACGAAGAGUUUCGAGCGUUCACGUCGUCGCAAAUCCACCGUCCAUCGGCUUCGACGCUGCACCUGGAAGGCGACAGGCGCCGCAACUUCUGCGUCCGUUUUUCUCUCUCUGA
This is a messenger RNA of Caenorhabditis auriculariae, 2983 nucleotides long. Lineage: Eukaryota; Metazoa; Nematoda; Chromadorea; Rhabditida; Rhabditidae. The record is from the annotation of a GenBank genome assembly.